AUGAAAGCAAAGCCAAGCCACCAAGCCACCAGCAUGUCCUCGUCUCUUCGAGUAAGCCCGUCCAUCCACGGCUACCACUUUGACACGGCCUCUCGCAAGAAAGCUGUGGGCAACAUCUUUGAAAACAUAGAUCAGCAGUCCCUGCAGAGGCUCUUCAGGAACUCCGGAGACAAGAAGGCAGAGGAGCGGGCCAAGAUCAUUCUUGCCAUCGAUCAAGACUUGGAGGAGAAAACACGAGCUCUGAUGGCCCUGAAGAAGAGGACAAAAGACAAGCUUCUUCAGUUUCUCAGACUGCGGAAAUACUCCAUCAAGGUGCACUGA
Messenger RNA from Cricetulus griseus (Chinese hamster), 321 nucleotides. The record is from RefSeq and is a predicted model, not a curated record. Lineage: Eukaryota; Metazoa; Chordata; Mammalia; Rodentia; Cricetidae.